AUGAGAAUUCUAAGAGGUCCAAUUCCAAUAUAGAGUAAGUACUAUUUAGAUUUUAUUAGAAGAUGUGGCAAUCUAAUAAUCAAGUUAAGGUGAUACAGGUUAAAAAAAUACAAUUUAAGAGAGGAGACUUUAUGAAGAUUUGGUUCUAGAUUAAAAGUGUAUCAAUUUGAAAGACAUAAUAAAGCUAUAUCAUAAUAAAUUCUACACAUUAUAACUUUUUGGAAUCAUCAUGAAGUAGAGUGCUUUAAGGGGUCAAAAUUAUUGGACUUUGUAUGGCUUAUUGAAAUGA
Paramecium primaurelia is the source of this 289-nucleotide messenger RNA. NCBI's taxonomy places the organism in Eukaryota, Ciliophora, Oligohymenophorea, Peniculida, Parameciidae. The record is from the annotation of a GenBank genome assembly.